AACUCCUUGUCUUGCCAGCCUGUCAGCAGCUAACCAGACAGUGCACUUAGCUAUUAAUAGCCAGUGCUCUUUGUUUUGGGCCUUGUGCCCAGACGUCCGAGUCCCAGUAAUUGGCUGAUUUCCAGUUCUAGGACUGAUACCUCCAUAAUGAUGGUGAUUUAAUUAGAGAACACACAUAGGCUGCUCACACAUUGCCAUUAUAGCUCUGAACAACAUUGCUGACACAAUUUAGCUACUUCCUCCUCGAUAAGCAACAAGAAGGAGAGAACAGUGGUAACAUCUAAGGGUUGAUAUUGGACGAGGUUAACUACACUGAAAAACGUUGACUUGAAACUACUACUAUUUUUUAUUUUAACUUCAUAUGAUUGCGUUCAACUAACCUACUUGUAAAAUAGAUAUGGAACAUUUGUUGACAUAAUACAUUGAAUUAAAGUCAACGUUUCAGUGUAAGGCAAGGAAACCUGAAUUAAUGUCUCCUGCCUGCUCAAAUGUUUAGUUUGGAUUGGAUUUUAGAGCAAUUUGUAUUUGUAUUCGGUGAGGGGUUCUUUAGCAAGGCACAGCUCAGGUUUUGACAUUAGGUUUGUUGGACAACGCAUCACUAAGGUGACACUAGUGAGUAGGUCCAUGUGUGAGGAUAAAAAGACUGGUUAAAGCCAAAGCAAAUGCCUAUUGUUGUCACAAGGUUACUUCUGAAAAGUGUUCUCUUGUCUGAAGACCCAUGCCAGCAGUAAGUCUUUGGUAUUUACUUGUCCAUCCUCAUGGUGUAGCCCUGGAAUCCAACCUAGCAUUUGACCUGACAGUAGUCUCACUCUCUCCUGUGUUGCCCGAUAUAAAAUGAUCAGCGUUGGGAUUUGCGGGUUAAGGACGCUUAGAGCAGGGGUUUUAAUCUCAUGACGUCACAUUCAUUAGCGGACACUUUGAUCCUUUCAGCCUCUUAGCCACACUCAGUCCUAUUCUGUCUGUCGGUGGACACGGGAUGUGUUAGUGACUCCCUCGGGGACCGUGGAGGACAAUGCUGCUGAUCCACCCAACCCUGUAGGCCAACGAAAAGCUUCCCCUGUCCAUUUUUCCGUAUCCCUGCAGGUGAUGCUUUUGUGAAAAUAGGAAGGGAAUACAACACUACUCAAUUUCAAAAUGGCAGACAAAGAUAGCGUGGAGAAAUACCUGGAGAACAACCCACAGUUCGCCAAAGAAUACUUUGACAAGAAGGUACGGGCUGAAGCUCUGACCGCCGCCUUUUCUGCACCUGUUGAUGUCAAAGACACCGCUUCCUUCAAGGAUAUUAACUCUGUGCAAGAAGCCGCCAUCAUCUAUGAGUUGGUCCAGCAAAUGCAGACUCAGCUGCCCAUGGAGGAGUCCAUUCACAAAGUGUUACAAAGAAUUGCACUGAUCAUACAGGCCGACAGGAUCGGUUUUUAUAUUUGCCGGUCGAGAAACGGAAUACCUGAGCUCGCCAGUUGCCUCUUUGACGUGACCCCAACCUCUAAAUAUGACGCAAACUUGGUCCAUCCACAGGCUGAAAUUGUUUUCCCUCUCGAUAUGGGUAUCGUCGGUUUCACUGCACUCAGCAAAAAGCCACAAAAUGUUCCUGACAUCACAAAGAACCCCAAAUUCUCUGACUUUGUGGACAAACAGACCGGAUACAAGACUAAAUGCACGCUUACUUUUCCUCUGAUGGCUGAAAAAGAGUGCCUUGGAGUUGUCAUGGCACUUAACAAAAUAGGAGCGGACACAUUCUCUCCAGAGGAUGAGAAGCUCUUCCACAAGUACAUGAACUUUGCCCAAGUCAUCGCCCUGCAGCAUCACACAAACUACAUGUUCAAUGUGGAGUCCAGAAGGAGUCAGGUGCUGCUCUGGUCGGCCAGUAAAGUCUUUGAGGAGUUGACAGACAUUGAGAGACAGUUCCACAAAGCGCUUUACACUGUAAGGAUCUAUCUGGGAUGUGAAAGAUACUCAGUGGGCCUGUUGGACAUGACCAAAGAGAAGGAAUUCUAUGAUGAAUGGCCUGUGAAACUGGGGGAUGUGGAACCCUAUAAAGGACCAAAGACGCCAGACGGCAGGGAAAUCAUCUUUUACAAGAUUAUUGACUACCUCCUGGAAGGCGUCAAAGAAGAAAUCAAAGUCAUACCUGGCCCGCCUAUAGAUCACUGGGCUCUUGUUAGCGGCCUGCCAACCUACGUUGCAGAGAAUGGCUUUAUUUGCAACAUGAUGAACGUGGCUGCAGAUGAUUUCUUCACUUUCCAGAAAGAGGCUGUGGAUGAAUCAGGUUUUAUUAUCAAAAACUGUCUGUCGCUGCCCAUUGUCAACAAGAAGGAAGAAAUUGUGGGCAUCGCCACUUUCUUCAACAGGAAAGACGGCAAGCCAUUUGAUGAACACGAUGAGCAGAUCACUGAGGCCCUGACUCAGUUCUUGGGUUGGUCCGUGCUGGUUUGCGACACCUAUGACAGGCUGAACCGUAUGGAGUGGAGGAAGGAAAUCGCCCAGGAGAUGCUGUUGUACCAGACCAAAUGCACCUCAGCUGAGAUGCAGUCCAUCCUGAACACCAAUGAGAAGUUUGACGCAGAGCCCGAAGACCUCGACCAGAAAGAGAUGUACAAACUGUUGAGAGCAAACUGCCCGCCAGCUGACAAUGUCACCGGAGAGAACCUGUACCUGUUCUCCUUCAGUGACCUCCCCGUCUCCGAGAUCGACCUCAUCAGAGCCGGCAUUCGCAUGUUCUUUGAGCUCGGAGUUGUGGAAAAGUUUAAAGUUCCUGCAGAGACACUGACUAAAUGGAUGUACACGGUGAGGAAGGGUUACCGUUCCAUCACCUACCACAACUGGAGGCACGGCUUCAACGUGGGCCACACCAUGUUCUGCCUGCUGCAGACAGGGAAGCUGAGGAAGUACUACUCUGAUCUAGAUGCCUUCGCCAUGGUGGCUGCUGCUUUCUGCCACGAUAUCGACCACAGAGGGACCAACAACCUCUACCAGACAAAGAGUCAACAUCCUCUGGCUAAACUUCAUGGCUCCUCCAUCAUGGAGAGGCACCAUUUGGAGUACAGCAAGACGCUCAUGGCUGAUGAAACCCUGAACAUCUUCUGCAACCUCCAGAAGCGUCAGUUUGAGAACGUGCAGCACUUGUUUGACGUCUGCAUCAUCGCCACUGAUCUGGCCCUUUACUUCAAAAAGAGAACCAUGUUCCAAAACAUUGUGAAUGCCACAGAGCCAAUGCCAGACGAAAAGGAGGCCAUUAACUAUAUUUCCAACAAUCCCACCAGGAAGGAAAUCAUAAUGGCCAUGAUGAUGACAGGCUGUGACUUGUCAGCUAUCUGCAAACCCUGGGAGGUACAGAGCAAGGUGGCCCUGAUGGUCGCUGCUGAAUUCUGGGAACAGGGAGAUUUGGAGAGAAGUGUUUUGGACCAACAGCCAAUUCCCAUGAUGGACAGAAACUGUUCUGAACAGCUAGGCAAGAUGCAGUGCGGUUUCAUCGACUUUGUGUGCUCCUUUGUGUACAAGGAGUUCUCCAGGUUCCACAAAGAGAUCACGCCCAUGUUUGACGGUCUGAAAAACAACAGGUGCGAAUGGAACAAGCAUGCCGAGAUAUACAACGCGAAGAUGAAGGCCAUCGAGGAUGAGAAGAAGAAACUGGAAGAUGAUGAGAACAAAAAAGCUGGUGGCGACGGGAAGUCAAAGACCUGCACCAUCUGCUAAAUUCCUCCAGUGCUUGGAUCUGGACUCAUGCGAUCUGUUUAGAAUUAAUCUAGGCUACGCUAGCCUAUUCUGAUCCGACAGCUAGUGUAGUUGGGGCUUGGCUUGGCCAGUUUGGUCUGGUCUGAUCUACUGCAGCGUAGUUCUCUCAGGUUAGGUGCUCUCCGCUCUGCUGCAGGCCAGUUCAGCCCUGUUUGCAUCUGGUCUGGUUCAGUCUAGCCUAUAUUUAGUCUAGUGUAUUCAGGUCUGGUCUGUGGUCCAGUCUGCAGUCAGCCUAUCUAUUCUCCGAGGAGCAACACCAUGAAGUAACGUUUUGGACUCUGACCGCAAGAGAAGCUUGUUUUACCCGGAAGUUGCGAUGCGUUUGAAACUUCCUCCUUAGUCCGCUUCCUCCAACACACAGCCAUGAACUUUUGAAAAAGAUAUACAUGGACAACAUAUAUUUCCCUUUAUCAUAGCAAUAAUCAAAGCAUUUCCGAUGUAAUUGGAAAACCUGGUUUGAUAAGCUCAGAAACUAGCAAUAGCUAAAGCAAUAGUAUUUACAGUGUUCCUAUUGGCGGUCAGUUACCACACAGUAUAGUAGUACUGUAGGUUGCACACUGCACUUAGCUGCUGCUGUUUUGGCAGCGGCAGGCCAUGAGUGUGUGGAGAAAUUGGGCUAAAAAUCUGUUUUGGGUUACCAGUUAGAGUAGCCUGAGUCCUGAAGGAUCUGUUAAUGGUGUAAAACAGUCCUUUGUAGCUUUGAUACAGCGAGUGAAAACAUGCAAUCAUAAAGGGCUGAUGUUCUUUUACCUCAAAAGGCGCUGAAGAGUUGUGAGGCUACAUUUAUGUUAAUAUGCAAUCUAUUUAUCUAUAUAUACAUAUAUUUUUUUUGGAUUCUUUGUCUGACAAUUUUGUACUUAAACUGUCUUCACGGAGAGAAGAGGAUGAGACAAGCUUUGAGAUAGGGCGUUCUGAAUCUGUGAACAACUGCUCGCUGAAAACACAAUCGACAAUGUUUUGAAUUUGUGUAACUUUAUCGUAAACACCCGUAAGCUGUUAUGCCCAAUGACUUGGUAAAAUAACUUUAAAAAAAAGCUAAUGUGAAUACUAUUUAUACCAGUGUUUAGAACUAAAUUACAAUUCCUUAUCGAUUCAAAAACGUCUUUUAAACUUGAUUUCACAUGUAUAUAGUUUAGAAAUUGUAAAAUGUAAAUUGUGUAAACUUAAGAAUAACUGAAGUGAAAACCUGAUUUGAAAGAUGUACAGUAAAGGCGACCUUUUCUUCUUCUUCUAAGGAGGUAAUAGUCGCAGUCAGUCAAACAGGGUAGAGUGGAUCUACCUGUCUUGUAAGAAGAUUGGAUAGGAUUUGAUUUGAUUGUCGGCCAGCGUUUGAGAUCCACACAGCUUUAGACUUUAAAUACCCUUCUUACUGAGGAGGCAUAGCAGGCUACCAAAGCCUUGUAUGUAUCUGAAGAAAACUUGAGUUUAAAACGUGACAGAUGAAGCUAUAGCAUCAUUGAUUGUAACGUGGUACAGGCCAAAGUCCUCUGAUAAUUUCUUCACUGAUGCAACAGUGUGACAAAUCACACAACAACCACUAGGUCAGUGUUAAUCUUCAUUUAUACCUGCAUUUGACCCUGAUCUGGUUAGGCAUCUGAGUCGACAGUGCACCUCCUGACACACUUUUAGCAAUGGCUAAAGGCAAGCCGUGGCUCUCAACUUGCUGUUACACAAUGUCAUCUUCUGUAAUGAACAGGUCAUCAAUCAAAGGCACUUAAUCCUAUCAGAAUGGCUUUGAGACUGGCCGGAAACUAUUUUUGAGGGGUAGUGAGGAGCUUGCGCGGUCACUGGAGCCAGAACUGUGGAAUGAACAUUUACAGAAAGUUAUACGUUAAACAUUAUAACCAUUAUUUUACCUCAUUGUUCCUGCUGCACACGUUUUCUAUCAAUGGUUACACCACAGGUUCUGUCUCCAGUGAGAACAAAUGGCACCUCGCUUUUCCUUCAAGGAUCUUUUGUGAGAUAUCACACGGUAUACUUAUCCCAUCAACUGUCUUUCAGACCUUAGAAAUCUUAUAAUUUGACAUAUGAGAUGACCUCUACUGUAUGUAUGUGUCAAGAGA
Molecule: messenger RNA, 5795 nt
Organism: Gymnodraco acuticeps
Lineage: Eukaryota; Metazoa; Chordata; Actinopteri; Perciformes; Bathydraconidae
Gene: pde6c
Product: phosphodiesterase 6C, cGMP-specific, cone, alpha prime
Exons: 22
Coding region: 1135-3693 (852 amino acids)
Biological process (GO): visual perception; signal transduction
Molecular function (GO): protein binding; 3',5'-cyclic-nucleotide phosphodiesterase activity
Source: RefSeq, a predicted model, not a curated record